Messenger RNA from Lachancea nothofagi CBS 11611, 2601 nucleotides. The record is from the annotation of a GenBank genome assembly. Lineage: Eukaryota; Fungi; Ascomycota; Saccharomycetes; Saccharomycetales; Saccharomycetaceae.
AUGGCAGCGGAACGAACGAAAUAUGCUGAUACAAUUUUAAUUGGUAAACAGCCAUUGGAAGCGUCAGAAAUUAUCAGAUUACGGCUAUCUCAAGCAAAGCUCAUUAACAAAGAAUUCUACCUGUUGUUUCGCGAACUCUCGGACUUAAAACGUAACUACGCGCAACAAUUGCGCAGCGUGAUUGCUAAGAAUGAGGACCUUGAGAAGUUGCUGAUGCAAGACAUGUUAGAGACAAGGGUUUUGACAAUCGACGAACUGCGGGACUUCCGAUUUGACUCUUUGGGAGAGCUGAAAGGACUAUGGAACGGCCUUUUUAACGGAUUGAGACUCGAGCUACAAUCUAGUACUGACUUUUAUCAUUUGUUGGACCGUAGUUUGAUCGCAGAUCUCAAAGAUUCAACUGAAAAAGACCCGCUAUGGUCUCAGAGCAGAAAGUUGCACUCGGCCCUCUGUAAAACAGCGGCCGAACAUGACCAGCUUAUUAAAAACAGUGCCUCAGGGACGGUUACAGAUGCUGCAAAGUUGCGGCAAGUAAGCGAUCAAUGGGACACACAAGCGGCUGAUCUUUUUGAAAUUUUUGAAAAAACUGACUAUAGGCGGCUCUUAGGACUUAAAAAUUGUCUCUUAAAGUAUGAGAGUGGCUUGAGUGACACUUUGGACCACAAAUUGCAUUCGAGUGAAGAAUCUAUGGCUCGAAUUUUGGAAUUUGAUCCAGAAGCCGAAAUUGAUCGCUUUGCUCAAGCGGCUGCAGCUUACGAUUUUAAAUUCAAAGUUCCAACCAAUACCGACACCAAUAAUAAGGCUAACGGUGCUUCUGGAAGCUUUCAGCGUCUUCCGUCCUCAUCUGAACCCCAGAACAAGAGUUCACAAGGUGCAAAAACUGGCCAUGGAGCUCUGGGGGGACUAGCAAGCAGGCUUUCAUCCACAGGCACUGUGAUUAAACAUGACUUGAUGAAGACAGAGUUUUCAGACUCUACGAAUAAUAAAUCUUUGGAGACAAAAAAGUCGUCGAAUAAGCUGAGAUCAAAGAUGGGUUCGAUAUUCGGACGGAAAAAGUUAAAGAACAAGAAGUCUGGAAUGCUCCAGGAGAACACCAUCGCAGAAAAUGAAACAUCAUCAGUCAGGACUGGUGAGUCAAUCCUUAACGCUAACGGAAAUUCGACAUUAGGAUCUGAGCCGCGUACCUACAAGCAAAGUGUAGCCGAUUCAGAUUCUGCCAAUGUACAAGAGCCUUUAGCAGUGCCUCCAAAACCUACUUUUGCUGCAACGAGUUCCACCCUGUCUAUAAACCAGCCAUCCUUGAAACCUCAACCUAGAGAUAGAACAAGCACAUCAGAACCGCAUAGUUCAAAUAUUGCGUCUCCUGCUGCCGACACUAGUACUUUGAGCACAUCAGGUUCUUCGCCUAUGGGGGCACCGGGAAGUACGGUGGCCACAUCUAACGUUUCUCCAAGCGCCCCCAAAACAAGCCAGCCAAUCCAUAUCCAGGCACCUCAAGUUCCGGCACCUCCUCCGUCCAGAAAAACUGUGCAGCCCGUUGCAACAAGCUUUUCGAGAGGAUCUCAUGGCUCCGUACCAGCUCCAGCCACAUCCGAAUUUACAAGAGAAUCUCAUGGCGCUCGUCCUCCUGCAGCCUCGACUACCAAGCGAGCCGAUAUCCAGUCGAAAUUAUUCACAGAUCUCUCCCAAGCAGAUAUUGAUGCCCAACAAAACAAGCGUCAAUCUUCAAUAAGCUCUCAAAUGACGGGUGAGUUAAGAACUCUAAACCCGCAAACGACAGGCUCGUCUUUGUCAAUGCCAUUAACCACGGGGCAAUCUAUCUUCCACCACUCGGAAUUAACGUCUUUUGGUCUCAACGCCAGCGUUGCAGAGGUCAUCAGUGCUACAUUCAAAGAGGGUGUGCUGAGCUCUUCUCAGCUUAUAGGGGAAAUAGCUUUGAACUUCGUAGCUGAUAGUGACAAGCUACCUAUUGAGAUUAAUUUGAGAAUGAAUAACUUUAAAAAUUCUGAGAAAGUCAUUGUUAAUCAAGCUUUUAUAGAGCAAGUUGGAACUGAGGUAUACAAGAUCAACCCCCUAUUCAUUCAUUCCAAGACUUUAGGCGCUUUCAAGUAUGCCCUUUCAAAUCCGGUUGCCCCCAUUGUUAUUCACCCCGUAUGGAGAUUUGAAGACCAUCAAGCUAGUGUCGCUCUAACCCUCGGUAUAGCACCUACCGUUGAUGAAGCUAUUCAAGAACUAUCCGUUGAAGAGCUCACCGUCUUUGUGUCUAUUGAGGGCGCCACUCCAACCAGCGCACUUUCGAAACCUCAGGGAUCGUUCAGUAAAGAGAAAAAGAGAAUCACUUGGAGAUUCAAGGAUCCGCUUACUAUCAAGAGAGGAGGUGAUGAAAGAUUGAUCGCGAGAUUCCUGACGGAAGGUAAGGCUCAUGAAUCUGCCAAAGGUGUUGGGGCCAAGUUUACGAUCAAAAACUAUCACUUAGGGAGCGCGCUCGAAUUAGAGAGCCAAGAGGUUGACGUCAACGACCCGUUUUCUGCCACCGCUGAAUGGAAGCCUGUUAUCGCAAAACGGACUCUGGUGGCAGGAAAUUAUAUGGGACUAUCAUGA